This is a messenger RNA of Rana temporaria (common frog), 1731 nucleotides long. RefSeq lists its product as uncharacterized. The transcript has 2 exons. The record is from RefSeq and is a predicted model, not a curated record. The coding region runs from base 332 to 1480 and encodes 382 amino acids. Lineage: Eukaryota; Metazoa; Chordata; Amphibia; Anura; Ranidae.
GGCAGAACAACAUGUUUUAAAAAAAAAAAAAAAAAUGGCAACUGAAGGUACUGUAGCUGGCAGCUUGGGCGGGAAAAACGUGACUUUCAAAGGAUGAGUCAUGUUGCUGGGCAAAUUAGGCUUCUGAGUCACGUGUUUCCCGGGCUUUAGCAGGUGUUUCAAACUCACGUGUUUCCCGGGCUUUCUACAUGUGUUUGAAAUCACAUGUUUCCCGGGCUUUGUACACGUGCGGGGGGCUAUAUAAGCCCACCGCUCUGAAGGGUUUUUCAGUCAAGGCCUGGUACGGCAUAGUGUGCUUCCCCCCCCCUUUUUAUCUCUCUUACCUCAGGUCAUGAAGGAUCUCAUCAGGCGACUCCUGGAGCGAGCAGCGGAGGACGGCGGGGAAGAAUGGCUGAAGAAGUGCCUGGCGGAGAUGGAGGCUGAACCUGCCCUUGUCGCGGAGGAAGAUGGAGAAGUUGCGGGUCCGUCGGAUGCUUUUCAGCAACCGCUUCUACCUCAGACACCAUCUCUCCCUUACAGGUGUUCCAGGACCCAGCCACCCGAGCGCUCCCUUGCUGUCUCUGCGGCCCGUGAGGAUGAGGUUUCCAGCCUGGGCGGAACUUCCGACACCACCCCUCAACGCAGCAGCCUGCGAAUACAGAAGAAGAGGAGGACGGCCUCUCCAUCUCCGGUGCGCGUCACGACGGGGAGGGGUAGAGGCCGUCAAUCACCAGUGAAGGGAAGGAGGGAUCUUUUUUCUUUGCAGGUUCCUAUGGAGGAGCAGACAGCGUCACCAGUGGCCAGGCAGACUCAGCUGGACAAUGUGACGGCUCCUCAGCGGCUAGAAUUCCUUUCUAGGCCGGCUAGCAGCUCACAGAGAGAUGACAGCUCAGCGUCCCAAGCUGGAGCAGCGACAUCUAGUGGUUCAUUAUCCUCCAUCUGGAUCAUUGGACAUUCAUUUGUUCAUUGGGCUCACAUCCGGGCGUGUCAACGAUGUUACUCUUCUAACCUGUCUUUGCCUCCUGACUCUUUUAAGAUUUUUUGGAAAGGUAUUCGUGGUUUGCGUUGGGACAAUCUUUGUCACCACAUUUCUAUUUUAUCUCACAGUUUACCUUAUCCUGAUAUUUUGAUAAUCCACCUUGGGGGUAAUGACAUAGGAAAGUAUUCAACUUUAGAUUUGAUCUUUAAAAUUAAGCGCGAUUUGCAGCAUAUUCAUUUGUCCUUUCCUAGUACUAGAAUAAUCUUUUCUGAAAUGAUUCCGCGUUUUCUCUGGCUAUCUUUCCCGGAGAAUAGGUCUCUGGAGAAGAUUCGGAGGCGUGUUAAUCAUUCAAUUGAGAAAUUUAUGCCUAUAUUGAACAGUUUUUCUUAUAGGCACACUGAGUUGGAAGGAGGUUUUUCUGGUCUCUAUAGGUCUGAUGGUAUCCACCUAUCUGACAUAGGUUUGGAUAUCUUCAAUUCGGAUCUCCAGAAUAUGGUAGAAAUGGCCACGGUGCUGGGGUAGGCCGUUUUUUGUCAGCCGACAAAAACCGGCUGGUGGGGACUUUGUAUUUAUUAGUUAUGGUAUUCGCUCGAGUUCUAUGACUGAGCGAGAUCUUAAGAGAUGAUUAAAGUUUGGAAAAUGUUAUAUUAAGAAUUUAAAUAAUAUUGAAAAUGUUACUAUUAGAAUUUUAGUAAUAUUAAAUGGAAUAUUUAUGAUUAUAUAGAUUUAUUUAUACCAAUAACGGUGCCGCGGCCAUUUCUACUACCAAAAUA